AUGAAGUUGUCAGGGCUUGUUACCGCCCUUUCGUUUGGCUCAACUGUCUUCGCUCACGGUGGUCCGCCCCCGACCACGCAAGAUGAGAUCGUCCUUGCGUGUACCGCCUACAUGACACAAGGAUUCACAUGGCCCUUUUGUAACGAAAAAGGCAAACGUGGUGGAAAUAGGCCCCGCAACAAUAAUGCCUGUUACUGUGGCCAGGAUGAAUUUUUGAAGUCGACUCUUAGUUGUCUCGACGCGUUGGACCCUUCUGUGAAGGCCCGUCACUCACACUUCAAAGCUUUGGUUAGUUUCUGUAAGGGUGCAAAUCUUACAGUCAGUCAUCUAGACGAUCUUGACGUUGAAGUACCCGAUCUUCCGCUAUUGACAGCUCCUAGCUCUUACGCAGCUCGCAAGGUCAAGGAGGCAUUCAAAGUUCCAGUUGCUCAGUAUAAGAAUGCCUUUCGCGCCUACCGUGUAAAUAUGGGUCGUGAUGACAGAGGAAUCGUGCUCAGUAUCGGAAUGAUGUGUUUCUGGUUCGGUUUAGUUGUUCUGAGAACCUUUUUCCACUGGACCCGUAACAUUUUCCCUUCACUCCCCCACAAACUUGACUCCAAGCCCGUUCGUUGGAUCCGAAAGACUGUCACAAUGCCUCCCAUGCUCACUUUUAAUCACAGCACUCCUGCAACUUUAGGCAAGUCCCGGCUGGGCAGUUUCUUUACAUUCAACUUGCCUACGCGCCAGUCUACUUUUGUUCUUCUUGCAUUUACCGCUGUUCACUUUGGUUUAUUAUUCGGCGGCUUGGAUAUUGUGCCCGAUAAUUACAGUAUCAAGCUGGAUGGAUGGGGUUCCCAAUAUAGCAAGGCACUCGGUAUCCGUUCGGGAUGGUUCAUUGUGUUCUUGAUGCCUCCUAUGUUUCUUUUUGCAGGCCGAAAUAAUUUUAUGAUUCAGAUGACGGGUUGGCCUUUAGAUGAGUUCAGUGUGUACCACAAAUGGCUCGGCAGGUUCUGUUUCAUCGAUCUCGUGGUACAUGCGGCUGCUUAUACCUGGCUGUAUAUCCAUCAGAAUCGAUUUACUUCAAGUUGGAGAAAAGCAUACUGGAAUCAUGGCGUUGCAUCCACGGUUUUUGGCUGUAUUAUGGUAUUUACUGCUGCCCACUGCUUCCGCAAACUUAGCUACGAGUUCUUCUUGGUCACGCAUAUCCUGUUGGCUGUUGGGUUCUUGGUUGGUGGAUACUACCAUGUCUAUCUACUUGGCGACGAGAUUCGCCCUUAUUAUGCAGUUAUUGCAAUUUGGGGCUUUGAUAGGGCCGCGCGGCUGGCUCGUGUUUUGCUUGCUAGUCCCUUUGCUCGUGCUAAGGUUACGUACCACAAUGGACACACUAUCGAACUCACGAUCACGUACUCUAAGCUUUGGAAAGUUCCCGCUGGAUCCUAUAUUUUUGUUCACAUUGUUCAGCCCAUGUUCUUCUGGGAGUCCCAUCCCUUUACUGUUAUGCGAAGUGUUAAAAACGAGGAGGAGGGAUGCAUUAAGCUCUUUGCUCGUGGUAUGUCCGGUAUGACCAAACGUCUUGUUGACAAAUGCCAGGCAAACAAUGGAUCAAUCGAGACCACUGUUUGGCUUGAUGGUCCUUAUCAUCAGUACAUCAACAUGGAUCGUUUCAAAGAGGCUCUCUUCAUUGGUGGUGGCAUUGGUAUUACCGCACCUUUCUCAUUUGCUCAGGGUCGCAUCGCUAAAGGUCAAAAGGAUAUCACUAUCCACUGGGGCAUUCGUGACACGGCACCCCUGGAGUGGUUUGCUGCUGAGAUCGACUAUAUGCUACAGCAUGGCGUGAAACUUUACAUUCAUGUGGGUGAUGAAUCUGCAGUAUCUUCUUCCAAUGCCUCCUUUGAUUCAAUGGAUAAGGAAAAGUCAAUUGUCUCGACUACAAGCUCUAUGAAUUUGAAGCAGGGUCGCAUGAACAUCGCAAAAAUCGUAAGCGAAGCUGCGCAAAAUGCUUCCGGACCUCUGGCCGUUCUAUGCUGCGGACCUGGUCCCGUUAAUGACUCGACUCGUCAAGCAGUCGUAGCCAACAUUACUACCUCUCCUCAUUACAUGGAAUACUUCGAGGAAUCUUUCAGUUGGUAA
Messenger RNA from Wickerhamiella sorbophila, 2109 nucleotides. Its product is annotated as Ferric reductase transmembrane component 3. The transcript has a single exon. Lineage: Eukaryota; Fungi; Ascomycota; Dipodascomycetes; Dipodascales; Trichomonascaceae. Bases 1 to 2109 code for a protein of 702 amino acids. The record is from RefSeq and is a predicted model, not a curated record. Gene Ontology annotation, biological process: copper ion import; intracellular iron ion homeostasis; iron ion transport. Gene Ontology annotation, cellular component: plasma membrane. Gene Ontology annotation, molecular function: ferric-chelate reductase activity.